AUGGAGGGGCAGUUAUUGGCCCAGACUUUACGUUCUAGGAGACUGGAUUGGUCGUUGAUCACGACUUUGAUAGAGCGGUGGCAACCAGAAACGCACACAUUCCAUUUGCCCAUUGGCGAGACCACUAUCACGCUGCAGGACGUGGAGGUUCUGUAUGGGCUGCCGGUUGAUGGACUUCCUGUUGCUUUGCCGCAUGCCAUGAGAGAUUAUACGGGAGAACAGUACCUGGAGACGUUGCAGCGGCUCACCGAUUUUCGGCCAGAGGAUGAGGGUGCAUUGGUUGGGGCUAGUCGUCUUGCGUUAACGCCCGUCCGACUGCAUUUGGAGGCCAUGCAUGCUGACAUUACUCAUGAUACACCGGAUCUUCAUAUUAACCGGUACACGAGGUUGUUACUGCUGCUUAUGUUUGGAGGCGUAUUGUUCCCGAACACUUUGGGAAACCUAGUCAGUUUGAAAUUUCUUCAUCAUCUUGAGUGGCUAGAUGAUUUACAUCAGUACAGCUGGGGUGCUGUUGUUCUUGGUUACUUGUACAGGCAGAUGUGCCAGGCAUGCAUAGGCACCCAGCGAGACGUUGCAGUAUUUAUGCCAUUGCUGCAGGUUUGGGCCUGGGAGCGAUUCCUGCAGUUUCAACCACCUCUACCACCCAUAGCUCAGGAUGAACCACCUACACCGUUUCUCCCUUUAGCUAGGAGGUGGGUUGAUAGGCGGGGAUACGGACGCGAGUACGAGGCUCGACAUAAUCUCCCUAUUGCAGCGAUUUGUUGGAUUUGCUGGAGGCCGCGCAGAUAA
This is a messenger RNA of Nicotiana attenuata, 789 nucleotides long. RefSeq names its product serine/threonine-protein phosphatase 7 long form homolog. Bases 1 to 789 code for a protein of 262 amino acids. Lineage: Eukaryota; Viridiplantae; Streptophyta; Magnoliopsida; Solanales; Solanaceae. The record is from RefSeq and is a predicted model, not a curated record. Gene Ontology annotation, biological process: meristem maintenance; meristem development. The transcript is spliced from 3 exons.